CAAGUCCAGCAGGAUGAGCAAGGAGACCAGCAGACUUGGGAUUCUGCAGGGGAGGUGGUGCAAAGGAUGCUGCAGAAGCAGGACAACUAAAGGAGACGCUGGCCGGCCCCACGCCGGGCCAUCUCGCUAGUACCCGCUGAGAAGCAUUUGUUUGAAACACCCGAGCAGCACUCGCAGGAUUGUCAAAUUUUAUUUUGGGCUGUACAUAGAUUGGUGCUUAACAUCAAUAUUAUAAACCCUUCCAUCCACUGUGUGAGCUAGGGUGCCACUGUUGCUUUGGCUGUCUCUCUCAGUAACUCUUCGAGGGGCAGCACUGAGAAGCUCGUGACCCUCAGGGACCCUGCGACACAAUUGCAUUCCAGGGUCUCAUUCCCAGCAGUUGAGACCAGGUGAGCAGCUUCGGGGAGAGGGUCAGAUUCCCAGACAGACAGCUGUUCCUGCAGGGCGGGGCUCGGGGCAGGAGGGCAGGAGGUGUGCCCCGAUUAUGUGCACCUGUUGCCCCUUCCCUCCUUUCUGUGUGGCCAGUCAUCCUGUUGUCCUCUUGUCCCUCACAUAGCUUUGACACGGUCUGGUUGCUAGUGUGAGGGCGUGCUGGGCGUGUGGGCUGAGAAGGGGAGAUGAGGUGCCAAAGAUGUGAUGCGCACGGGAGGUGUUCACGUUUUGCUCAUCCAAACAGGGCAUCUGAAUUUGUCCCUUUGGCGAAAGAUCUUUGAUCCAAAGCCUGGGUUCCAGCUGUGCCCAGGGAAGGGUCAAUUCAUGUGGGUGAAUUCUCAGCACUUGCCGUUAUGCACUGUGUCAUCCAUCUGGGCUGAUAUAACCAAAUACCCAACACUAAGUGGCUUAGAAACAAGAGACAUUUAUUACUCAUAGCUCUGGAGGUUGGGAAGUCCAAGAUAAGUCCCCAGCAGAACCCGUGUCUGGUGUGAGCCCACUUCCUGCUACAUAGAUGGUGGAAGGGGCAAGAGAGCUCUGUGGGUCUCUCUUAAAGGGACACUAAUCUCAUUCAUGAGGGCGCCCCUUUUAUGACCCUGUAACCUCCCAAAGCUCCCACUUCCAAAUGCCUUGACCUUGAGGGGCAGAUGUCAACCUGUGAGCUUCGAGUAGACACAGGUUGUCAGUCUGUAGCUUGCACUCAGAAACAGCCCAUUCUGGCUGAGGUUAGGAGCCUGCCACCAAAGUCCACUUCUUGUUCCUCUGCAUGUUCUGUUUACGUCCUUAUCACGGGAUCUUUCUGCUAAGCUAGCAGAAAACGAGAACAUGACAUAGUCAGUGCUCCCAGCCCCUCUCCCACCCAGUGUGACAUUCUUAUCCGGUCCCCGAGGAAAUGAAGGCUGAGCCUCCUUCACGCCACACACAUUCCUCCCCCCCACGACCCCGACCCCGUUCUUUCCAUCUUCUCGCCGAGGGCUCCUGGCUCUGGGCUUCCUCUUGGCCCAUCUCACUUCCUGAAACAGCACUGAAGAGCACUGCUUAUCUCGAUGGAGCUCGAGUAGCCCUCUGGAGGUGGGGGAACUGAGAGCCGUGGCACUUUCACAUUCGGCCCACACAGAACUGUCCUCCAGGCUUCUGGGAACUCGGGGACGUGUAGCCCAUGUCGGGGCUGGAAGUGAUGGCCCGGGGAUGGGCUCUCUUUCAAGAGAGGGGGUUCCACCAGCGCAGAGAAGGAAUGGGCCAGUGGUGAGUUCUGGACUGCAGCUGCUGCCCCUGGACUCUGGCAAGAUGUCGGGCAAGAGCUAGGCUCCCUGGUCCACACGGAUCCUGCAGGCACAUCUGUCCCCUGGGAGGCUCCUCUUGGAGAGCAAGAUGCUGGUCAACAGCACUGCUGUGUCAUUGGCCAGUGUGGCCUACAUCACCGUGGAGAUUCUCAUCGGGCUCUGCGCCAUAGUGGGCAACGUGCUGGUCAUCUGGGUGGUCAAGCUGAACCCCAGCCUGAAGACCACCACCUUCUAUUUCAUCGUCUCCCUUGCCCUGGCUGACAUCGCUGUUGGGGUGCUGGUCAUGCCUUUGGCCAUUGUCGUCAGCCUGGGUGUCACGAUCCACUUUUAUAGCUGCCUUCUCAUGACCUGCCUGCUGCUGAUCUUCACCCACGCCUCCAUCAUGUCCUUGCUAGCCAUUGCCGUGGACCGAUACCUGCGGGUCAAGCUCACGGUCAGAAACCGAAUUCCCCAGAUCCCUGGAUCCGUCUGGUCACCCCAGUUGAAGGUUCACUUCCUUCCAGCCAUGGGGCUCUUCAUUCUGCUCUCCUUGACUGUCGUUUCAGAUGCCAUGGUCAUGGAUGAGAAAGUCAAGGAAAGCUUUGUGCUGGACACAGCUUCCGCCAUCUGCCACUACGAUGCCCACUAUAAGGACCACCGCAAAUACUGGUGCCGAGGUUAUUUCCGAGACUAUUGCAACAUCCUCGCCUUCACACCCAAUAGCACUGACCGGGUGGUCCUGCAGGACACAGGAAACCAGCUCAUUAUCACCGUGUCCUGUCUGACCAAGGAGGACACAGGCUGGUACUGGUGUGGCAUCCAGAGGGACUUCGCCAGGGAUGACAUGGAUUUCACCGAGCUGGUCGUGACGGACAACAGAAGAGCCCUGGCCAAAAAUUUUUGGUCUGGAAAAGACCUAUCAGGCAGCAAGAACAGAAGCUGCAGGGCUUCCAAAGUUGUCCACAAGGCAGAUCACUCCAGGACGUCCAUUCUCAUCGUCUGCAUUCUGAUCACGGGCCUGGGGAUCAUCUCUAUAAUCAGUCAUUUGUUCAAUCGGAGGCGAAGUCAAAGGAAUAGAAGGGGUAAAGGCCUCGCUAGAAGCCAGAAAAGCAGCCAAGCCUCUUCUGCGGUCCCCACACCCCUGGUAAGUUCCCUCCUUGGCUCUUCUGUCCUGGGCCCUGGGCCCACAGCUCCCUGGUCUUUAGGGCUCCCCAUUCCUACACAGAGGACCUUCAUUCCGAAGCGGGGUGUGGAUCUACCCACCUCUCCUAGGGCCCACGGCAGACAAGCCCAAAUCCUCAAGGCCCCUGGGGGAUGAAUCUGCUAACUUCUC
Molecule: messenger RNA, 3027 nt
Organism: Phacochoerus africanus (Common warthog)
Lineage: Eukaryota; Metazoa; Chordata; Mammalia; Artiodactyla; Suidae
Gene: ADORA3
Product: adenosine A3 receptor
Exons: 8
Coding region: 1804-3012 (402 amino acids)
Biological process (GO): G protein-coupled adenosine receptor signaling pathway
Cellular component (GO): dendrite; plasma membrane; synapse
Molecular function (GO): G protein-coupled adenosine receptor activity
Source: RefSeq, a predicted model, not a curated record